AUGGCAGACGAUAUCGAUGCAGAGCUGACGGCAGCUGGGAAGGAAUUUGACAAGGACGCGGAAAUUGAUCGUAUACGCAGCGUCUUUAGCCUCAACGCAUACGCUGUCCUCGACCUCCAACCGGGCGUCCCGGAAUCCGAUAUCAAGAAAGUCUACCGCGCAAAAUCCCUCCUCAUCCAUCCGGAUAAGACGAAAAAUCCCCUCGCUCCCGAUGCUUUUGAUCGCCUUAAAAAAGCCCAGACCGUUCUUCUCGACGAAAAACUACGCGCCGAACUAGACGAGAACAUCGCGGACGCGCGCAUGCUCCUCAUGCGAGAAAAGAAGCUCACGGCCGACGACGAAGAAACUCGUGGUGAAGAGUUCGCAAAGGAGUGGAGAGAGAAAGUCAUAUGGGUGAUACGUGACAAUGAGCUAAGGAAACAGCGACAGAUGAAGGCGCAGAUGCGGGAGGAGGGCAGGGCGCAGAAGAAGGAAGACGAGGAGCUGAAGGAGCGGAAGAGGAAGAGGGAGCACGAGGAUGCGUGGGAGAAGACGAGGGAUACCCGCAUCAAUAGCUGGAGGGACUUUCAGCAGGGGAAGAAGCCCGAGCCGACUGGGGAGGGCGCGAAGAAGAAAAAGAAGAAGGUGAAAGCUCUCGGAUGA
Messenger RNA from Cucurbitaria berberidis CBS 394.84, 642 nucleotides. Its product is annotated as DNAJ domain-containing protein. The coding region runs from base 1 to 642 and encodes 213 amino acids. The transcript is spliced from 3 exons. The record is from RefSeq and is a predicted model, not a curated record. Lineage: Eukaryota; Fungi; Ascomycota; Dothideomycetes; Pleosporales; Cucurbitariaceae.